Molecule: messenger RNA, 785 nt
Organism: Fusarium redolens
Lineage: Eukaryota; Fungi; Ascomycota; Sordariomycetes; Hypocreales; Nectriaceae
Exons: 2
Coding region: 75-617 (180 amino acids)
Source: RefSeq, a predicted model, not a curated record
GUCACAAUUAAAUCGCUUAACUUUCCUUCACUCUCCUCAAAAGAAUUCAAGACGUCCAGCUAUACACGAGAAAUAUGGGUUGCACCAACACCCUGCGUAUCUCUUCUUCUCUCCACGAAGCCGCGCUUGCCGUGUUCAAGAUCACCGAAUCCAACAGCCGGAUCCAGCAACUUCAGCUCGACCAGGCACUGGCUAUCAGACAAGUCGUCGAAUCAUUCGAUGAAACCGUUGACGAGUUUGAGGUGUUGACGAUUCACCUUGGCAGUGUAACCGCCACGAAGUCGUACUUCUAUCAGGUCCAGCAGCAUGUUCGCUCAGUCCGCCGACUGCAAAAUGAGCUCAGAAACACUCUCGCAUCCAUCACCGAAGCCGACAGCAAAUUUGGUCAAGAAAUCCGGUCCAACUAUGCCCAAUUCCUCAGUCAUAUUUCUGGCUACAGUGGCGAUGACACUCAAGCCCUAGCAUCGCUCAGCACCAUUACCGGAAAAUUCGACGGACUCAACUUGCAACAACAUCAAAGACUUGCAACCAUGCGCGAUCAGCUCGAUAGCUACAUCCUCGUCUUGGGCAAGAUGGCGGCCUUGAAACACGGGUUGGAGGAACAGGGGCUGAUCUGACAGACAUUGAUUGAGUGUGGAGCUUCGUCAUCGCUCGGCAUUGUCCAUAAAGGCCCCGUUGUGAAUGAUUGGGAUGUGCCUUGUAUGUAUUAGGAAAGUAGGACGGAAGACUCACCCAACCCUUCGACAAUACGAGAAGAUCGUUUAGUUUUUUCGAACCAAGUAAUC